This is a messenger RNA of Patella vulgata (common limpet), 3108 nucleotides long. RefSeq names its product hemicentin-2. Gene Ontology annotation, biological process: cell-cell adhesion. Bases 459 to 2399 code for a protein of 646 amino acids. The record is from RefSeq and is a predicted model, not a curated record. Lineage: Eukaryota; Metazoa; Mollusca; Gastropoda; Patellidae. Gene Ontology annotation, cellular component: cell-cell junction. Gene Ontology annotation, molecular function: cell adhesion molecule binding. The transcript has 7 exons.
CUUAACUAAAGAUAAAAUCCAAAUUUUAGUAGAUACUUCAAUUUUGAUUGGCUUAGCACUAAAAUCAAUCUAAUAUUAUCCAAUCAAAUUACUAAAAUUUGGAUUUUAUCUUAGUUAAAAUUUCGUGAAACGGGCCCAGGUCUUGAAUCUAAGUUAUCAGUUCAUCAAAGUCGAGAAAUUUCGUUUUGGGGGGUAGAAAGUUGAGUGUGAGAACUAAGAAAUAUUCCACGACACUAUCAACUGCAUGUGAUUAAAAUCGCUUCACUAUCAUACGCCAAUAUGUAGUACAAGCGUGUGAUGAAACUUACGUCACAUGUGUUUUGAUAAUUAUGACAGGAAGAAAUAAUUCAACUCGACCGGAAAAUGUAUAAUAACUUUCAUUACAACUUUUCAGAUUUAGGGCAUUUAACACUCGUCACUAACCCUUGACAUCAAACAGUGCGAAUAUCAUCGUGGUUAUGAUAAUGUCGGAUAAUAGACAAUGUGGUGUAGUCCUAACUGUUUUAAUUAUUAUAGAGAUUGUAGCAGGUCAAACAUACAGUUUAUCAGGAUCAGCAUCAUAUGGUAUUAGAGGAGGGGAUUAUGGAUUUACAUGUCAGAUAUCUGGUGGUAAUUUUAUACCCAUUGAUAUUAUCCAGUUUAGCAGGGACAAUAUCUCAAUCUGUAGACAAUUAUUAAGAUGUACACCUGGAUCAUCAUCUGAUACCAGAUAUACAUGUGGUUGUAUCAAUGGUAACAACAGAACACUGUAUCUAAAUAUAACUAAUGUUAAAUCAACUGAUGGCGGAACCUGGACCUGUGGAGAUAGCUUUAAUAGUGGCACCAGUCCAUCUGUAACCCUUCCUGUUUACUAUGGACCAGAGAAUAUCAGAUUUACACCAACCAGUUCUAGUAUAACAGUGAUAGAAAAUGAAAGUAGAUCUGUAACCUGUUCAGCUGACUGUAAUCCACCACCGUGUAAUAUCAACUGGUAUAAAAGAUUAACUAUAACAUCAUCAACUGAACUUCUUUCAUUGAACAACAUCCAGAGACAACAAGCUGGUAAUUACACCUGUCAAGUUACAAAUACACAGAUACCUAAUUCACUUCAAUCUAAACAACUGACGGUCAUAAUACAUUAUGGACCAGAGAAUAUCAGAUUUACACCAACCAGUUCCAGUAUUACUGUGAUAGAAAAUGAAAGUAGAUCUGUAAACUGUUCAGCUGACUGUAAUCCACCACCAUGUAAUAUCAACUGGUAUAAAGGAUUUGAUACUAGUGGUAGUAUAAUAUCAUCUAGUAAUGGUUUACUACAACUAAAUAACAUCCAGAGACAAGAUACAGCUUAUACAUGUCAAGCUCAACACAGAACCUUAACAACAACCCCACUUACUAAAACACUACAGAUAACAGUUUAUUACCCAUCAAAUAUAACAAGUCUAACACCAGAUGCCACCAACAAUAUGGUAGAUAAAGAUUCUACUGUAACCUUCAUCUGUUCUGUAGAUAGUCUUCCAUCUUCAGAAAUAGCCUGGUCUAGAUCACAACAAGGGGAACAACUCUAUUCUGGUAGCCAAUAUAUCAUACCUAAAGCUAGUUGUCAACAUACAGAUAACUAUACCUGUACAGCUAGUAAUAAUAUUGGUCAAUCUGUAUCUAAAACCAUUCCAAUCUUUGUUAGAUGUGUCCCUGUUCUUGACCCUAACCAAGAAACUAAAACCACUAUAUCUGUACCACAUGGAGAAACGGGUGUAUUAUCAAUCCAUGUUUUAGCUUAUCCACUACCUGUAUAUACGUGGUAUUAUCAACCACAGGAUGGUAGUGAAAAACUGGUUACAGAUUUUAGAACGACACAACUAGAUGAUGGUCUUUCAUCAACAUUAACUAUACAAGAUGUUACAGAAAAUGAUGGUAGAAAAUAUAUAGUUUAUGUUAAUAAUAGUUAUGGUACCAGAUCGACAGUAUUUAACCUGGUGGUAUCGUCGCAAGACACUGAUGUAAAUGGGUGUAAUAACAUGCUAGGUCUUGGUAUAGCUAUUGGUCUGGGAAUCAGUGUUCUAAUGGUUGGUAUUGGGACAGCUUUAGCUUGGGUGAUUUUGAAGAGAAGUGGAAAAGGAUUUUGUGCAAAAGCAAAUGAUCAAAGAGUAGUUAAAGAUACAACCAGUCACGAUACAGAGUUAGAUAACAUUAUCUUGUCUGAUACUCCACAUGUUUAUGACCAAGUUAAUACUGGUGUCACAAAUACCAGAGAUACAGUUAAUACUGGUGUUAUAGAAACCAGUACGACCGUGUCUGACUAUAUCAAUACAUCAACAACAUCAUCACCAUAUGAAGAACUGGAUAAACAAACUAUAGAUCAGCAACCCAACACUUACCAACAACUCAGUCCCUAUCAAAAUGUAACAGGGGAUAAAAACUGAAUUGGCCCUGUGUUGUAAAUGAUCAAUACAUCUAAGUGUUUAUAAUGAUAAGAGAAAUGUAAUAACAUAAUUCAGCAUCCGACAAACAAUUGUAAAAUUCGAAUAGAAUAUUGUUAUACAAGAAAGCUAAAUUUUGUGUUGUGAUAACCAUGACAAAACCUUAUAUUAUUAUUAUUAUUAAUCUGAUUAAAAUGAACCACUACUUUGAGAUCCCAGCAUAAAAAACACUGCGUGUAUUCCAUUAUCGAGUUAGGCGAUAGAAGCUUUAGUACUGCUGGAUCAAAACCGUGGAACAAUUUAUCUCAAACUAUUUACAAUAGCUAAACUCUUACAAGUUUCAAAGCUCAGAUAUAAACCCGUUUCUUGAAAAAAUCUUAUGUAAACUAAAUUUAAAUAGACACGUAUGUAGUUUAUUCUUUUGAGUAUGCUUAUGGAUGGCUCUCAGGAUUUAGUCAUUAUCGAUAUCAUUAUUAUGCGUUUUAUUUUUUUUAUAUUGUAAUGCUUAAAAAUGAUAUUAAAUGUUAUAUUUCUCUCUACAUAGAAUAACAUUAACACUUUUUAUCAAUUUUUUAAUACCUAUAGCUACCGUGAAGCAGCUGAAAAAUUAAUGAUCACAUCGGAAAACUGUUCGACAAUUACACCAUACAGUGCUGUAUAAAUAUUUGUUGUCAUAUAUCUCGCAAAAAAGUUAACAUACAGGUCAAGCAAU